AUGGAGCCGCGGGUCUCGUUGCGGUUGCUGGCCGGACUGCUCGGCAUCGUCGUCGCCCAGCACUUUCCCAGCGGCUUUUCCCCGGAGCCGCUGCUCGCCGGCGGCCGUACAUUUUUCAUGGCCGACGACUCCUGGAGACGCGACGCCAUCGCCAAGAUGUGGCUGGAGCGCCGGUCGAUGGUCUACACGCCGCUGUUCAAAUUUAAUUACCCCGGGAACCCGUCCGUCGACCUCAUCUUCAAAAACGAGACGGCCUCCAAGACGGACACGCUCAAGCACCGCUACGCCUGGGCGCUGAUGAUGUGGGCGCUGGUGGAGGGGAAUGUCGGGCCAAACACCACGGUCUUCGAAGCUUCUUCCGGCAACACGGCCGCCUCGUUGGCGUAUAUGUGCCGACUGGUCGGCGUCCCGUUCAUCGCCGUCGUACCGAACACGCUGGAGGACACGAAACUCGGCCACAUCACCCAGUACGGCGCCAAAAUCAAGAAGGUCGACAACCUGUUGAGAUGGACAGAGGCCGGUCGUAUCGCCCAGGAAGCCAACGGGUUUUUCAUGAAUCAAUUUGGGAACGCCGAUAAAGCGGAAGAGUUUCAUGAGAGUGGAAACUUCCCGCUCGAGUCGGUGAACGUCUUCCACGAGUUCCUUGCCCAGCUCAGCGCCGACUCCAACCAGGCCGUCAAGCACCCGCACUUCUUCGUGAUGCCCGUUGGCACCGGUGGCACUCUCUCCUCGGUGGGGAAAUACGUCAAGAAGUACGGCGUGCCCACGCAACUCGUGUUCGCCGACACCCAAUACAGCUUGAUGGGCGACUACGCGCUGAUGGGGCGUUUCGUGAACGAAUCCGGAGAACAUCUAGUGAUCGCCCCGGGCCUGGACCGCGGCGUGCUGGACCGUGUGAUGAAGAUCCCGGACAUGGCUUCCACAGCCGCGAUGGCCGUCCUGCAGCGAUUCGGGAUCGAUGGCGGGACGUCUUCUGGAGUGAACCUGGUGGCCAUGCUCAGCUUGGCGGCACAGGAAACGUCGUCGAACCCCAGGAAUGAUCGGUUGACGAUCGCCACGCUACUGGCCGACCCGGGGCAUUUCUAUGCGGCCUCGUACCUGAACCGGACGUGGAUCUCGGAGAAGAUGUCCAGGCAUGGCGGGCUGACGGCAUACGACUGCUGGACGCAGGUGAUCAUGAGCGCGCUCGAGCUCGGCGGUGAUCCUCUGAUGAUGGGGCUAGAGCGCUGCCAGUCGGCAGCCCUACCG
Mesorhabditis spiculigera is the source of this 1248-nucleotide messenger RNA. The record is from the annotation of a GenBank genome assembly. Lineage: Eukaryota; Metazoa; Nematoda; Chromadorea; Rhabditida; Rhabditidae.